Dentiscutata heterogama is the source of this 184-nucleotide messenger RNA. Lineage: Eukaryota; Fungi; Glomeromycota; Glomeromycetes; Diversisporales; Gigasporaceae. The record is from the annotation of a GenBank genome assembly.
AUGGCUGUUGGAGAAUAUAGAUUUACUAAAACUAGAAAUAUAAAAAAGCCAGAGCAAGAUUUAAUGUACCACUUGAUUAUGGAAGCAUGGAAUGAUAUUUUACCAGAAAUUAUAAUCAAGUCUUUUAAGAAAUGUAGAAUAUCUAAUGCCUUAGAUGAUUCAAAAAAUGAAUUAAUUGGAAGAG